Messenger RNA from Trichophyton rubrum CBS 118892, 2402 nucleotides. RefSeq lists its product as uncharacterized. Gene Ontology annotation, biological process: transcription open complex formation at RNA polymerase II promoter; transcription initiation at RNA polymerase II promoter. Gene Ontology annotation, cellular component: transcription factor TFIIE complex. Bases 660 to 1949 code for a protein of 429 amino acids. The record is from RefSeq and is a predicted model, not a curated record. The transcript has 2 exons. NCBI's taxonomy places the organism in Eukaryota, Fungi, Ascomycota, Eurotiomycetes, Onygenales, Arthrodermataceae.
CUGCGCCACCAGCCCGUGUUGUUGUGGUGGAUUCGUGUCGGAAGAGCUUUUUAUGCAAGUCUAAGCGAAAAGCGGUGUCAUGCUUACUCAUCGUUUCGUCGCGACUCUCUUACUCACCGUAUUACUAAGUACUUACUUAGCAAGUCCAUGAUUCAAAUAUCGGAAAAGGCAUAAAAUAUUCGAUUCGACGGCACAUCACCAGCUUCGACGUCCACGGACAAGCCAGAUAGCUCGCUGGGCUGCUACUGAUCGGAUAGCUAAGCGUCGUUGCGUCUGUAGAUCGGGUUCUCGCUCACGGUCAGCCUCGCUGCCGCGCGGAGGGCGCCCCUUCAGCCUGGCGCAAUGAGAUAGGCACACACCUCCCCCCUCCGAAGCAACACACCAGCAGGCCGACAACGCCGCCAGCAUCGCCAGCAGACUGCAGAACUGGUCUUGGGGAGAAACCGCCAGCAUGGAUCUCGCAGGAACUCUUAUUCGGAUGACGGCGCGGGCAUUUUACGAGACCCGUCAUAUCCUCGUCAUAGAUGCACUCUUCAUACACUCAGUGUAUGCCUUGCCUCCUCUUGGUUUCUGAGACUUGAGAGAGGCCUAGCUAAUUUGAUCUCUCCCUUUUUUGAUACUACAGCUUAAACGCCGAGGAUCUAGCCCUCCUUCUGGGGAUGCAACAGAAAGAUGUGCGGAAGCUUUGUGGUCGCCUCCGCGAGGACAGGCUUAUAGCUGUACACCACCGGACCGAGAUGCGAGAAGGCCAGACUCGCCCUCGCGAAUACUACUACAUUCCACUGUAUCCGGUCAUCGAUGCGAUCAAGUAUCGAGUGUCUCGCCUGACCUCGUCUAUCAAAGCGCAAUACACGCCCAACCAGGAAAGGAAGGAGUUCAUCUGCCAGCGAUGUUCGGCCGAAUGGACCCAGCUGGAGGUGCUCAGCAACGUGGGACCGGAAGGGUUCGAGUGUCUGCGGUGCAACGCUACCCUAUCGACAGUUGAUGAAGUCGAGGGGGCUGCUGCGGACAGGAGCGGCCACGAGAAGAACAGCAAGCUUAUGGCGCAGUUGGACUCCAUUCUGAAACUCCUGAUCCAAAUCGACUCUACCGAAAUCCCUCCCAACGAUUUUGACACUGCGUGGGAGCACAAGGUAGACGUGAUACGGAACCAACACACGAACCCGACGAAGGUUGCGAUCGCAGUCAACAAAAAGGGUUCGUCGACUGUCAAAGGAGUCAAUAAGACGGAUGCAUCGGCGUUGGAAGUCAGUCUUUCUUCGUCUGCGGAGAAGAACGCGGAAGAACAGGCGCAGAAAGAAGCACGAAAGGCUGCUCUGGAGAAACAGAACGCACUUCCAGUCUGGCAUACUCAUUCCACCGUCUCCACCGAAGCGAGCAACCUGCCCACCGUCAAGGUCGAGCCGAACGGUACUGCCCCCACAGCCGCAACCGCAACGGCAACUGCAACCUCUGACGCUGCCGCUGAAGACAGCAAAGUCGGCAUUAAAGAUGAAGAGGAAGAAGAGAAGAAGGACAUGGACGAUACUAUUGCUACUUACUACGCCGAAAUGGCACGGGAGAAGGAGCUUGAGGCCGCGGAGUCGUCUGACGACGAUGACGAAGACGAGGAGGAAUUUGAAGACGUCAGUGCCACUCCCGAUGCAGGUGCUCAGUCGGACUCCGCCACAGCCACGGCCAACGGGACCCCCACAGUCAACGGAAGCGGAGCCGGCAGUGCGAAUGGCACCACCACCGCCAGCGGCAGCAGCCUCAAGAGAGAGCUUGACUCUGAAUCUGGCACUAGCGGACCCAACACGAAUGCGGGGACGCCUAUCACGCCCGCAGAGGAGGAUGGACCGGCGGCUAAGAAGGUUAAGCUGGAGCCGGAGACAGAGACGGAGCCGGUGGUCAAGAAGGAGGAAGAUGCCGGCUCUGACGAGGACGAAGAGGAGUUUGAGGACGUUUAAUCGUGUCUUUAACAUCUUUAUUGCUUUUCGUUUCUUUUUCUUGCCAUGUACUGGGCGUCCGGGGAUGCAUGCGUCUUUUGCUAUCGAAUUCCUCUACCACCGUGUACCAUAUUACAACACAUCCAUCUACGGCAAAGGUAAUAGCAGAUCCUAUUGUUGCACCACUCUGCCGUCUUCAUAAACUGAUGGCUAAUACUCCAUAGCUUGAUGAGCGACCCUUUGCUCGAUCGGAAUAGUACACCCACCGUAGCAUUACAAGAUCAUGUAGCAGCAAACAACCCGCUUGUCUAAUUAUCACCAAUCCAUCAAAGCCAUCAUUCACUGUCCAACAACCAUUCCAUCUGGCAUGACCAGCCUCUCCGGUUCGAUGCAAGAAAUGAUUCACCGCUCAAAGAGACAAGCCCUACGCUAAGCUCACAACUACUGGCUCGGCCGCCCCCUUAAAACCCUUGC